AUGCAUGAAGACUUGCGCAGAAGAGCUCUGGAAAGUGGCAAGACGGUGUCCAACCGGGCCAAAUCGAAACAAUCGUCACGCGGAAGUUCUCGAGGCAACUCAGCCGCUAAUUCCCGCGUCGCAUCUCGAGUCCAGAGCAGAGAUGUGUCUGAUGAGGAAGACGCCGGAAAUGGAAAUUUGAGCGAUGAUACCACACCGAGUAUCAAUUCGAUCGACGCCCUCCUCGAAAGCGACGACUUCAAUGAGCAAACGACGGACGUCCUCCGACAAGAUCUUGGCGACGCGAUCUCUGAUCUUCUAGAUAGAAAGGGCAGCAGCACCAAGAGCCGGGAAGAUUCUCUAACCACCUAUGUCAAAUGUCUGACCUCGCACUAUCUCGCCGAAGUCUUGUAUGGCCGAGUCUCCGAGCUGCUCACCGCAUUCAGUCGGAGUAUCAAGGCGGAAACGAGCGAGAAAGAAACCACGCUGGCAUUGCGGGCGAUGGCCCUCACCGCCAUUACAUUCGCUGACCAUACACUCUAUGACGCGGUUUCUGCGUUGUUGAAACGGUCCAUCUCCGAUUCACAAUCCCCCGUCGUCAAAGCGGCGGCCAUCUACUCCAUCGGAAUAUGUAUUUCGUUCGGCGGCGCGGGAGAUGAAGAAAUCAUGGAUGUCAUGACCUUUUUGCUGGAAAUUGCCUCGAGUGAUGGUGCAUUCAUCGGGGCCGAUGACGACGCCGACGUGGUUGCGGCAGCGUUGAACACAUAUGGAUUCCUGACCACCCAAGUGGACGACGUCGAGUACGAAUCGGAAGACGCCGUGGCCACGUUUCUGGAUCAAUUGGACGCGGACAACGUCAAGGUUCAAGUGGCAGCGGGGGAAGACAUUGCCUUGCUGUACGAGAAAAGCUACUCGCCCAGAGAAGAGGAUGAAGCCAUGUCAUCGGGAGACGACGACGAGACGGGUUCGUCAGAUGAAUUGCCGGCCGCGCGAGAUACGUCCGACCUUGUCAAACGAUACAACGCCUACCACAACGCCCAUGAAGUGUUGGACAAGGUGACGGCGCUGGCCUCCCUGAGCACCAAAUCGAUGAACCGCAGGGACAAGAGAUUGUUGCACCAAUCUUUCUCCAGCAUUUCAUUGACGGUGCAGAAUCCGAAACGAGGACUCCAGGCCAGCAAUUCCUCCAAGAUGGUCGUGCGAAUUCAUCGUGAGGGAGAGAUGCGCGUGGACAAGUGGUGGAAACUCAUGCGGUUGAACGCCAUUCGACGGCUUUUGGGAGGGGGGUUUGUCAAUCAUUACUUUGAGGGCAACAAACGAGUCCUGGACGCUCUGCCAAUGAUCUUGCGGGCUCCCGGCGGUGAUGGAAUGCGAAGCCCUCGAAAACUCAUGAGCAACAAGGCCACCAAGGGAAGAUUUCGGGACAGUCGGCGAUUUGUCUCGGGAGAGUUUCUAGAACCGUGA
Molecule: messenger RNA, 1443 nt
Organism: Rhinocladiella mackenziei CBS 650.93
Lineage: Eukaryota; Fungi; Ascomycota; Eurotiomycetes; Chaetothyriales; Herpotrichiellaceae
Exons: 2
Coding region: 1-1443 (480 amino acids)
Source: RefSeq, a predicted model, not a curated record